AUGGAGCCCAGCACACCGGUCAGGUCGACCCUGGCACCCUCGACUGCCUCCAUCGACGAUCUCAGGUCCCGUCGCGACUCCUUCAACUCCAUCUCCACCGUUUCUCAAGUCGAGAAGGAACAGCUUGCGCAAGCCCUCGAUAAGAUUCACACAUCGGCCAGUCAGUCAGACGUCCUGACCACUUUCAACGACUUUACGCCUCCUCCGGCUUCCGUUCCGGCGGACAAUCGAGGUUCGCCCACUGAACUCGUACACCAUGGCAUCAGCGGUCUGUAUAGCCGUCUCAAAGAGGCCGUCGGUGCAGGUGGCAAGGGGUACAUGCCGGAUCUGGAAUCACCAGAGAGGCUGGAUCCUGGGCUAAGAAAGGGAAAGGCACCUGCCGUCCCUCCGACAGCCCGGAGCGAUGGGCUCACAAGCCAAGUCUCAGACCCCUCGCAGGCCACAGCCUCGUCAACUGCAUCUGUGGUACUGCCCGACAGCUACCCAUUGGCCCCACAGUCGUCCAAGGCGUCAUCGGUAGUAACGGUCAGCACAGCCAAGAGUGCGCCGAGCUUGCCGAAGAUUGCAAAAGGGGCUGCUCCGGCGGUCGCCGACACAGCUGUUGCGCCUGUCACGGUCAGCGCUUUCAAGGAUGAUGAUGGGCGAGGUGUGACGACGCGCACUGAAGAGAACGGCCGGCGUCCUUUCACCCAGCUGCCCGAACUCAGGACUACAAGCGCUUCAAGGAGCUCCAGUGUCUAUGCACCAAGCGAAUCACGACAUAUCAGCGACAGGGUUAAAGAGCGUUCGAGGCGGCAGGACUCUUUCAGCCACGAUGGCAGCUCCGAUAUGGCUCUGAGCCCAACCAGGACGUCUAGCACGGUGGCAAGUAGGGUUCGCAUUCAUCAGCCACGUCCUUCGGCAGACAGUUUGAGGAAGCCGGCUGUGAUCGACCGCAUCAGCCGUUCCAGGACGUCCGUGGAGGUGCACUCCAGGUCCUCUUCGAUGGAAGGCAAGGCUGAGCCAAGCCCCAUUAACAUGGCGGCGCAUGGCUCUGUGCACCAUGAAUCUUUCCACCAUAACGAGAGACCAGAGAAGCUCUCGAGCGGCCGCGUGCGGAUCCCUGGCACGAGGGCUGUGGAUGGUCCUGGGACAGUGAGCAAAACCCUCGAGGCCAUGAGAAAGCAGGUCACGAGCAAAGAGUUCUGGAUGGCAGAUGAGACGACCAAAGAAUGCUUUCUCUGCGGCGCACCCUUCUCUGCGUUUCGGAGAAAACACCACUGCCGGACAUGUGGCUGUAUCUUCGACUCGAAAUGUACAUCAAACAUCUCUGGCCAGAAGCUGGGAUUUCCCGGCACCCUCAAAGUCUGCAAGACUUGUCUUGAUGUCAUCAACAGCCGUUACGAGGGCGAUUCUGACGAUUCCGACAACGACACCUACCUUCCUGCUAUCUUCCGAUCCAACCCACUGAAGCAGAUUCAAGGUCCCAAGUUAAAGGUGGAUGAUGAUACAAUUAGCAUAUCGGAGAGGGCUGAGGACUACGAUGGAAAUAGAAUGGCAUCAGCCCCCAUGAUGGCCAUCCCGGCCACGAGGAGGAUCAUGGAUGCGAAUAGGCGCUCUGCAGUCCUUGAGAUAGACGCUGGCCCGCAACUGAGUCGACCGAGUUCUUCAAGGUCACUGAGGUCGUUGGCAUCAGGUCGGCCGCAGUCAGCAGGUCAUCGGCGGCAUCUCUCGAAGCACAACUUGCUCGGGAGGCUCAAAGGUUCGCCAGUCCACGACGACUCCGCUCCGUUCCGCAAGUCAGCCAAUGAAGAAUUGCAGCGGAAAUCUAAGCUUCCUGCUUUCCACGACGACAACAUCAUUGACCCUGAGCUUGCUCCCUACAUGUCUGAGGAGUCCAGCGGGGACGAGCAGCAAAUGAGCAUUUUCGCCACAAUGAACAGCAGCGACAUCACUCCUUCGAGUCUCGACCCGGACAAGUCAAAUUUUGGGCCAUUCUUGAGUGGGAGCCGAAGACAUAGGGUGAUACGAGGCGAGAAGAGCAUCAGCGGCCUCAGCAUCGUGUCUCGUGCGCAGGAUGAUAAUGCCGCCGUCAGCGUUAUAAGCCAUGGAAGGCCGACGCGACGGAGAAAUAUGAGCACUACAAGCCAGACUGGAUACCACAUGCGGUCGCCGCGGCCGCGGUCGGGAAUAUUCAAACUGCCAGGCCCUGGAGUGUCAGUUGAAUCACUGGCUGUCUUUGAUCCGUCGACGCCAGUCGAGCCGACCAAACUGGUGAGGAGCCGUUCCCUCCGACAAAAGCCUGUGCAAGACGAAGUGCUCCCAGAGGCCAGCCUGCAGCAUGUCAAGAAGCUGUUCGGACAGCUCUUGCAGGACGCCGAGGUCCCAAACCCCUCGGCCUGGGAGAGGGCGUUGAUCCCCAUCCUCAUUCGGUGUUCGAGUGAUGUGGAUCCUGACACCCGAGUGGGGGAUCUGAUGGAUAUACGUCACUACGUGAAGCUGAAGAAGAUACCAGGAGGCAAGCCUGGAGACACUAGCUAUGUGUCCGGCGUGAUCUUCACCAAAAAUCUUGCUCUGAAAAGCAUGCCGCGGCGAAUUGCCAGCCCGCGCAUCGUCAUUGUGUCGUUUCCGAUCGAGUACCAACGUCACCAGCAACAUCAUUUUAUGAGUCUGCAGCCUGUCAUAGAGCAGGAGAAGGAGUAUCUGCGUAUGGUUGUGAACCGUAUCAUCAAUCUUCGUCCUCAAGUACUGCUCGCGCACAAAGCUGUCUCGGGUGUCGCGCUGCAAUACCUCUCCGAGGCAGGCAUAGCUGUCGUUUACAACGUGAAGCUGGCGGUCAUCGAGGCCGUGUCACGAUGUGCCAAAGCGGAUAUUAUCGAGUCGCUGGACAUGUUGGUACUACCAACCCAAGUCGGCCAAGCUGGUGGCUUCGAGGUGAAGACAUAUGUGAACAAUGACUACCCGGGCCGUAAGAAGACUUACAUAUUCAUAUCCGGCUGCAUCAAGUCUCUGGGUUGCACCAUCGCUCUGCGGGGUGCCAACACCCAAGUUCUUCAUAGGAUGAAGAAGGUCACCGAGUUUAUGAUCUACGUUGUUUACAACCUCAAGCUCGAGGCAGCGCUGUUGCGGGAUCACCUGGUCUACAUGGGAACAGACCCAGAGGGUCCACCUGCGCUCACCCCAUCCAGGCCAGACGUUGACCAGAGCCUCGAGUCAUCAGCAAAUCUCAAGAACAAGGACGCAGCAGAACCCAUCUCAACACAAGAGGAGCCAGCAGGCGAGAGUCAGCAGAGCAGCCAGCCCAGGUCUGAGGCGGACCCAAUGACGGAAAAGACUCAAUCUCCUGAGGCUUCACAGCCCUCGCUACCGGAAAAGACGCAAAGCUUGCUGUCUCUUCACUCGAUCCACUCAGGUCAUGACAAUCACGUGCCUGAGGACGUACCUGCGCCGCAAUUCUACAGCGACAUGGUCGCCAAGUACAAGACGAAACUCUUGUCGGCUUCACCCUUUGUAAAGUUCACGCAGCCCUACCUGCUCAUGAAAGCUCGAGAGCAGGAACGUCGCCUGGUCUAUCUCAAACGGCUGCGUGACCAGGAUGUCAUCGAGGAGCAGGGAGAGAACGAAAAGGCCAAGCCGCAAAAAUUCCAGCUCAUCAAACCAGAGAUGGUACACGCGAUUGGACAAAAAGCCCCUAGACAAAUCAUGGAGAUCCUCCACGCGGUUCAUGAUGCAGAAUACGACAAGGCUCUUUACAAUUAUCAGACGCAGACACGACAGUGGGAGAACUUCAUUGCAGGGGCUCUGGAUCUCUUUGAUCCGUACUCGCACCAGAACAUUGUUGUUCUUUAUUCCGUCAUCUGCACAGAUACUAAGAUUCCGUGCUCUGAGCCUGGGUUGAUAGCCUUUGGCUUCUACCAUGACGACCCAGAUGACAACAUGGAUCCCGACUGCACGCUCGGACAAUAUAUCGAGGAUCUUUGUGGGAGCGCUGAGUCCAUUUGUCACGCUAAUGGCUGUGACCGGCAAAUGGCUGAGCAUCACCGUACAUAUGUCCACGAUGAGGCUCGCAUCACGGUCUUCAUCGAGAGGAACUCCCCUCUUCCUUUCGAUCCCUCCAUUUUAAGGAGGGACGAGUUGCCCAUGAUGGAUGAUAACGACGUUGAGGACCCCAUCUACCUGUGGAGCUACUGCAAAGUGUGCAAGAAGGACAUGGGCUUCGGGCUGCUGUCCGACGUUGCACGCAAGUACUCCUUUGGCAAAUAUCUCGAGCUGUCAUUUUGGGGCAGAGGCCUCAAAUGCUGGCCCGACCUCCAGUGUCCUCAUGACUAUCAGAAGGAGCACAUCCGCUACUUCAGCUUCCAUGACACAUCGAUGCGGGUUCACUGGGAUCCGAUCGACCUUCUGGAGAUCAUCGUACCGCGCGCCCGUCUCACGUGGAAGGUUGAUCGGGAUCUACGGCUGAAGAACGACAUUUUCACCAAGUCUGAAGAACGUUGGUACCGCUUCAUGACCUCUGUCAAGGCGAGGCUCAAGUCCAUCCGCAUCGACAGCGUGUUGCCCGAGAAAGCCGACAACUGCAAGGCUGAAGUCGAGAGGCUGACCAAGAAGGCGCAAGAGGAUGAGCCCAGACUCAUCCGCGAGCUGCAGUCCACAUACAUCAACUCCAAGUACUACGAGGUCAUCCCUCUCAACGCCGUCAUCCGCACAAUGCUUGAAAGCGUCGAAGAUUGGAACUCGGCCUUUGCUAAGUUCGAGGCCGACUUCUUGUCCGACAAAGAUGUGCGGCAGUUGACUAUCAUCCAAUUAAAGAAGAUGUUCUCGGAUAACGAGUCCAAGGAGUCGCUUCCGACCUCUACGGAUGGCACUAGCGUUGUGUCUGUGGAUACGGACGAGAAAGUCUCGCCACCGACGACGCAAUCUAGUCUGCUCGAGGGGGAUCCUGAGAAAGUUCAAAGCGAGCCAAAUUUGCCCUCCACAGACCAUACCAAGGAGGAGCAGCCUCUGGGCAUAGAUGCGUCCAAUGGAGAAACCAGCGUCAAGCCCUCUCCAGAGGUUGCGCCGCUCGCUGGCACGAAAGAGCCAGAGCACACGCCGGAGCAUUCUCAGCCGACGGAAAGCUCCAGUUCUCCGCCCACAGAGCCCACAGUGAAGGUUUCGAGUCCAGCGCACUCGCCGACCCCGUCGCGCAGCCACUCGAGGCUUGCACCCUUACAGCCAGACUCAUCACUAUCGCUCACUGAGAAGGUGGAGCAGUUACGGCGUCAGCAACAAACAGCCAUAUCUUCGGAUACAUCGAACACGACUGGCAAAGCUGAGGCAAACGGUGACGCGUCGGCGAGAUUGUCGGAACGUGGGUCAUCUCGUAGGCCGGGACUGUCUGGUCCGCCGCCUAUGACGCGUGCUAUCACACAGCCAGUUGGCACCAUUCCCCGUGCGCCUUCUGGGAUUGGCAAGCCGCUCCCAGCACUUCCACCCAAGACAGCCGGGUUGCCUACUGAACCAGAGCAUCGGCGCAUGACCAAAGUCGAGUCCAAUGCCUCCCUCAAAAGUGAGAAGAGCAAGCUCUCCGACCGCUUCAGCAUCUCGAGUCUCAAAAACAAGAAGGCGGGCCAGUCAUCGAUCCCGCGAUACGUUCACACCCACACGACGAAGAAGAGAGACACCAGGGUAUCAAAUCUGGCCAAGCAUUUUGAGCAGCUGAGCCGGGAGUUUGAAAAAGAGCGCAUCCGGGACCGCAACAAGAGGGCCGCCAAGCUGCAGCCCUCUAGAUCGUUCAUGCCGCGAACUUCGGCCAAGGCUAUAGUGGAAGUCUACGAAGAUGUGGACCAGGCCGUACAAGAGCCAGGGCCGUCGGACGAUGACCAUCUACUUGACAGUCAGCAGAGCGGCGCAAAAUCGUCGGAGAGCGCACAGCAGACUGAAACCGCUAUGCCUGAUGAUCAUGCAGGGCCGGCUGGUAGCUCUCUCGAAAAGAGCACGGGUGAAAAGGCAGAGCCUACCUCGCAGCCAGGUGCAGACAAGGAGGCGGAACAGAAAUCAACCAGCCAAGCUGGCACGGACGACGAGGGUGACGGAGCCGCGAGUGAUGUUGAAGGGUCGCUCCUAGAAGAAAUUAUGCCGGACGUCCAAGAGAUCGCCGAGUCACUGGAGUCGAGCGAAGAGAUGUCACUUGAACUGCCCAAACACCAAAGAUCCAGCCUGAUGAAAAUGCUCACAACCUUCUGGGCCGAACGGUCUGCCAGCGGUUGGCCUCAACUGGACUACCCUUUCAACGUCACGGACCACAUUUUCAUCGAUUCUAAUGUCAUAGUCAGAGAGGAUGAGCCGAGCUCGCUGAUCGCCUUUGCUCUUGGCUCGGAGGACUACAAGAUCAAGCUGCAUGACAUCCAGAAGCAAUGGAAGAUGACCACGCAACACGCAGAUACUGGGGACGAAACGCCGGACGGCAGCAAGUUCGGUGGCGCGUCCGAUUCCGAAGCAUUCAUUAGCGAGGAGGAGCUCGAGAAGAGCCUUUUGCGUGCCACCGGGACACAUUUGAAAUACCAGUUCACCGAAGGGUCUUGCAAGAUGCUCUGCAAGAUUUUCUAUGCCGAGCAGUUCGACGCGCUCCGCCAAAAGUGCGGUGCUGCAGACCGUAUCAUCGAGUCCCUAUCGCGCUGUCUGAAGUGGGAUUCUAAAGGCGGCAAGACAAAGUCUGUCUUCCUGAAGACCCUCGACGACCGCCUGGUCAUGAAGUCUCUCUCGCCGAUCGAGACGUCUGCAUUCCUGCGCUUUGCGCCAGCCUACUUCAACAUCAUGGCCGAGGCCUUGUUCCAUGAUUUGCCGUCUGUCAUUGCCAAGAUGCUCGGGUUCUACCAGGUGAUCAUCAAGAACCCGGCGACAGGCACCGAGAUCAAGCUCGACCUGCUGGUGAUGGAGAAUCUGUUCUAUGACCGCUCGCCGACGCGCAUCUUUGAUCUGAAGGGGUCUAUGAGGAACCGUAAGAUCCAGUCGACCGGCGAGCAGAACGAAGUGUUGUUGGACGAGAACAUGGUCGAGUACAUUUACGAGUCGCCGCUCUUUGCGAGGGAGCACAGCAAGAAGCUGCUCAGAGCCUCUGUCUGGAAUGACACUCUCUUCCUCGCAAGGCAGAAUGUAAUGGACUACUCGCUCAUGAUCGCCGUCGACGAGAACCGCAAGGAGCUUGUCGUGGGCAUCAUCGACUGCAUUCGCACGUACACGUGGGACAAGCGCCUCGAAUCUUGGAUCAAGGACCGUGGAUUCGCAGGCGGCGGCCGCAACCGGCCGACCGUCACAUCUCCCAAGGAGUACAAGUCACGGUUCAGGGAGGCCAUGGCGAGGUAUAUCCUCCAGGCGCCGAAUUGUUGGCAUCACUUUGGCGUACCGCACCCUGGUGCAGUCGGAGGAAGUGCGGGUCCCACGCCCGGUCUGGCACAGAUGGCGCGAUUCGAGGCGGAUGUGUGA
Messenger RNA from Cryphonectria parasitica EP155, 7443 nucleotides. RefSeq lists its product as uncharacterized. The transcript has 3 exons. Gene Ontology annotation, cellular component: fungal-type vacuole membrane; endosome membrane. Gene Ontology annotation, biological process: phosphatidylinositol phosphate biosynthetic process. NCBI's taxonomy places the organism in Eukaryota, Fungi, Ascomycota, Sordariomycetes, Diaporthales, Cryphonectriaceae. The record is from RefSeq and is a predicted model, not a curated record. Gene Ontology annotation, molecular function: metal ion binding; ATP binding; 1-phosphatidylinositol-3-phosphate 5-kinase activity. The coding region runs from base 1 to 7443 and encodes 2480 amino acids.